Jatropha curcas is the source of this 2659-nucleotide messenger RNA. Its product is annotated as Leucine-rich repeat protein kinase family protein. Gene Ontology annotation, biological process: protein phosphorylation. The record is from RefSeq and is a predicted model, not a curated record. Lineage: Eukaryota; Viridiplantae; Streptophyta; Magnoliopsida; Malpighiales; Euphorbiaceae. Gene Ontology annotation, molecular function: protein kinase activity; ATP binding; protein binding.
ACCACCUUCCCUCUUCAUCUCCACCUUCUUUCAUUGUGAAUAUAUCUCUCUCUUUCUAUUCUUUCUCUUCUCCACCAAAUACAAACACCAUUUUAAUACACAAAACAAAGAACCCAUUUAGAAACAAUAACAAACACUAUCAAUACAAUGGGAAAGUGCCAAUCUUCAACGCUUUUCUUCUUCUUCUUCUUCUUGUUUAACUUUAAAUUAAAUCUUUCUCUUUCUCCUGAUGGCCUUUCCCUUCUCUCUUUAAAAUCCGCCGUCGAUCAACCAUCGGAGAAUUCUCCUUUCGCCGACUGGAAUGAAGACGACUCCACUCCUUGCCGCUGGACUGGCAUUUCUUGCAUGAACAUAACUGGAUUUCCUGACCCGCGUGUCGUCGGAAUUGCAAUCUCCGCGAGGAAUCUUCGUGGGUAUAUUCCAUCGGAGCUAGGAACUCUAGUUUAUCUCCGGCGACUCAAUCUUCAUAACAACAACUUUUAUGGGUCAAUUCCGGCUGAGCUGUUUAACGCUACUUCACUUCACAGUCUCUUCCUUUAUGGUAACAAUCUUUCAGGUCCUCUCCCUCCUUCGAUCUGUAAUCUUCCUAGACUCCAAAAUCUCGAUCUUUCUAACAAUUCUUUGUCGGGUCCUUUGCCGGAGAACUUAAACAAUUGCAAGCAGUUGCAGAGGCUAGUUUUAGCGCGAAACAAGUUCUCCGGCGAAGUUCCUGCUGGAAUUUGGCCGGAAUUAUACAAUUUAAUUCAGCUUGAUCUUUCCUCUAAUGAGUUGAACGGAUCAAUUCCCAAUGAUCUCGGCGAACUCAAGUCUUUGUCUAAUACAUUAAAUCUCUCUUUCAAUCAUUUAUCCGGCAGAAUCCCAAAAUCAUUAGGAAAUUUACCGGUCACCGUUAGUCUUGAUCUACGGAACAAUAAUUUAACCGGCGAAAUACCUCAAACGGGGUCUUUUGUUAACCAAGGACCAACUGCAUUCCUUAACAAUCCUCUGUUAUGCGGGUUUCCUCUCCAGAAACCGUGUAAAGAUACGCAGAGCUCUCCGACGAGCCAGAAUUCGUCCCCGGAAUCCGGUAGUAAUUCCAAGAAAGGAUUAAGUUCUGGGUUGAUCAUACUGAUAUCAUUAGGUGAUGCUGCUGGUGUAGCUUUUGUUGGUUUAGUUCUAGUCUAUAUCUACUGGAAAAAGAAAGAUGAUGCUGAGAGCUGCAGCUGCGCCGGGAAGACUAAGUUUGGCGAGAAUGAGAAAUCACAUGCCUGUUCUAUCUGCUCCUGCGUUAAUGGUUGCAAAAGCGAGGAUUCUGAAGCUGAGGAUGUAGAGAAAGAAGAAAAAGGGAAAGGAGAGGGAGAACUAGUGGCCAUUGAUAAAGGUUUUAGCUUUGAGCUUGAUGAGUUGCUUAGAGCUUCAGCUUAUGUGUUGGGUAAAAGCGGGUUGGGGAUUGUGUAUAAGGUUGUGCUUGGAAAUGGGAUCCCGGUGGCUGUGAGGAGGCUUGGCGAGGGAGGAGAACAGAGGUACAAAGAGUUUGUAGCUGAAGUUCAGGCUAUUGGGAAAGUUAAACAUCCAAAUAUAGUGAAAUUAAGAGCUUAUUAUUGGGCUCCUGAUGAGAAGCUUCUUAUUAGUGAUUUCAUCUCCAAUGGCAACUUGGCAAAUGCUCUUCGAGGGAGAAAUGGUCAGCCAUCGACAAGUCUGUCAUGGGCAGCGAGGCUAAGAAUUGCCAAGGGAGCAGCCAGAGGCUUAGCCUACCUCCACGAAUGCAGUCCAAGAAAAUUUGUUCAUGGAGACAUCAAACCAUCCAAUAUUCUCCUAGACAAUGAAUUCCAGGCUUAUAUUUCUGAUUUUGGCCUAAAUAGACUAAUUAAUAUUACUGGAAACAAUCCUUCUUCCUCAGGUGGGUUUAUUGGUGGAGCUUUACCUUACAUAAAGUCUGUCCAAACUGAACGAACCAAUAACUACCGUGCUCCUGAAUCUCGUGUUCCCAGCAGCAGACCAACCCAAAAAUGGGAUGUUUAUUCAUUUGGAGUAGUAUUGCUAGAAUUGCUUACAGGGAAAUCUCCUGAGCUUUCACCAACUACAUCAACUUCUGUAGAAUUACCAGACCUAGUAAGGUGGGUAAAGAAAGGUUUUGAAGAAGAGAACCCAUUAUCAGACAUGGUAGAUCCAAUGUUGCUUCAAGAAGUUCAUGCCAAAAAGGAGGUAUUAGCAGUUUUUCAUGUGGCCCUUGCCUGCACUGAAACAGACCCUGAAGUUCGACCCAGAAUGAAAACUGUGUCUGAAAAUCUUGAAAGGAUUGGCACAUAGAAGAAGAAAAUUUGAUUUUUUGAAGCUUCUAUUUUCAGUUUUCUUGAUCUUUGCAAAUGGGCACUCUCCAGUUUUGCAGUGGUGAAUUUUUUUGGAGAGAUUGAGGUAGAGCUGCUUAAAAGAUAGCUUUAGCCACCUUGGUUUAACUUCAGCUUUCAAUGACAGAAAGAUCAGAUCAAAAACUAUUUGGAGUCAGAGGAAGUUUUCUUAGCAUAGUUGAGAAAUUGGGUGUACAUUUUUUUUUCUUUUCUGAUAUAUGAGGAAGUAUGUAUGUAGCUGUAUUUGUAAUUUAAAUUUUCAUCCAUUUCCAAUGGGAUUUGUUGUAAUAAAAAUGUCUUCCAUUUAUUUGUUAUCUUCUAUUCUUAUUUUU